AACUCGUGCAUACUAGAUAUUGUGCUCUCUGCUUCAAAAGGAAACUAGUAUUUGAUGAGGUGGGUGUUUUGCGAUCGAAGCUUAAAAUGGAUCCCAUCGAUGAACCAAUGUCAACUGUGUCAGCGAAUAAUGAAUCACGUCCGGAUCUCCCGUUAUUGGCUCGGAACUAUUUCAAAACAUCCUCCGGGAUAACACGUUCGUCACUUUUGGUGUUGGACUUGGCGGCCUUGAUCUGCAUUCUGGUGCAAUUCCGUCCUGAUCGGGCUAGCCAAUACUUCAUGUUUGUCACAAUCAGUUCGUUCUUGGUUAAUGGACUCAUCAUGUUCCUCACGUUGUGCCAUGUCACGCAAAUCUGUCCUCGAACCCCCUUGAUUGAGAUGGGAGCCGAUGCUCUGUGGAUACUUUUCUAUCUCAUUGGUGCGUCUCUUCUUCUAUCGCGGUCAUCCUCGCUGCUCUGGAAUACCAAACAUCUUAAAGCCGCCGGUGUGAUUGGGUUUAUCAGCAUCAUUGUUCGUAUUGGAUGCAUCGGCCUAAACAUGCUAUCUUGGAAGAGGAAGAGAAAGCCCGUUAGCAUUGGCGAUCAUCCAUCGGCACCACAAGAUGUUAGGAUCCGGUACUAAGAUCAAAAGAGCAACGCCCUGUAAUUGAAAUACAUAGCUUUCUCGCGUCAAGAAGGUCCGGGUUAAAUAUGGAGUAUUGUUUCAGGCAGACAAAGUGAAGUGGUGAGAGGCACAAGCCCUCGUGAAAGUCACAGACUUUCAAGACUUAAGAAUUUGAAAGCGUUCCAAGUCAGUCGUUCGAUCCCCGAUAUGGAGAACUUUCUAGGAGAUAUCUCUCGAUCCGUUCAAUUAAGUGACGAUAUCAACCGCUUGUUGGAAGUCCGAACGAAUCCACAUUCAGGCAGGGGUGUGAUCACCAAAAUCGAUUGCUCCGAGAACCAAUUAGUCUUCCUCGAGGAACCCCUCGUUCUGGGCCCCUCGAAUGAUCCAACUUCAGAGUUUUGUUGUGUCUUGUGCUACAAAAUAUUGGGUACCACGACUUACAAUCAAUGCGAAUCAUGCAGCCUUCCCAUUUGUUCCGAAAAAUGCCUGAAUCAAUCAUCAGGAAUUUGGCACUUGAGAAUGGAGUGCCCACUCCUGGCGAAAUCUCGAUCAUCGAUUAGCGCUCAAGUACUUUUGUCCACUCGGUCUUGGCUUGCGCCAGUGAGGGCCUUGAUCCUCAAGCUCAUAGACAAGCCAAAAUGGGGCCAGUUGCUCCAGCUAGAACAUCACCUUAACGAAAGAAGGAAUUGCGCGAUAUUGCAAAGACAGCAAGCUCUCGUUUGGUUCGCCAUUCAACAACUGGCAGUUGUCGAAACGACUCAAGAGGAAAUUCGACAGGUUUGUGGCAUCUUCGAUAGCAAUGCUUUCAGAUUUGGAGUGUCUCGCGAAAUUCGAGCCCUAUAUACCCUGGUGUCAUUAAUCAACCAUGAUUGCCGGCCCAGCACUCGCGUCAUUUUCGACACCCAAUUUAAGGCCAGGUUGUCCGCCCGUAGAACGAUACGUUCAGGAGAAGAGCUCACCAUAACGUAUGUUAGCCCACUCUUGAAUACUCGGGAGAGGCGCGAGAAAUUGCAACGAUCCAAACAUUUUACAUGCACCUGUACAAGAUGUGAAGACCCCACGGAGUUUGGGACUCAUUUCAGCUCUCUUCGUUGUCCAAAAUGUAUCAAAGGACACUUGGUAGAUAACGAUCUACCAUCUUGUGACAACUGCUCAUUCAAAACGACAAAAGAGAAGGUCCAGUGCCUCAUGACCGCCCUGAGCCUAAAACAAGAAAAGGCCCUAAGAAAAAGUGAUUCGACUUCUUUAGAGAAUAUCCUCGGGAUUUAUUUGAAGGCACUCUCUGACAACCACUCUCUUGUGAUUGAUCUGAAACAAAAACUGCUAUCAAAUCUCAACCGUGAGAACAAACUUCAGACGUGGAAGCGUAGAUUACAAUUGAACCAGGAAGUAAUCAACCUCCUAGAUCGAAUCGAUGGAUCAAACUCAAGGCAAAUGGGGUUUCUGCAAUAUCAACGCCAAUGCUUUUUCGUCAUAAGAUUGGCCCACAUGCAAAGAUUGAAGACAACUUGUCAAAAUGGAGUCCAAGAAAGUGACGAAUAUGAAAGAACGGAUUGGUUAAUAGGAGAGCUUGAAAAAUCGUUGAGUCUGGCAACCAAACUUUUGAAACAUGAUAUUAAUUGCCCCGAGGAGUUAAAACGUCAUCAGGUCAAAUAGAUAUCGUUACAAUGUUCGUACAGGGCGUUCCGCAAAUGUGGCUACUCAAAAGUAUCCAUUUAGCUUAUUUACCAUGAUGAUUUGUCGUCUGAUUAAUAUUAGGCUUGGUCAGGGCCGAAUUUUAUAUCCAGACAAUGUUUUGAUACAUAUAUUUUUUUUUAAAGAACGCACGGCAUCAUUGUUAAUGUCAAAAGAAAAGUUGUGAUCGAAAUGAUCUCACGCGGAAUAGGGGUCUCAUUCAUUGGAAAGAACCUGGGAAUCAGCCGCCAAGUUGUCAAUGAUAUUAGAAAGAGGUUCAAAGCCUGAGAAAACAGUGUGGAUCCCGGCUAUGUUUAAUGCCUUCAAACUUUUGCGAAAGUGCCGGAGAAGAUCACGAACUUGUAAAAUUUCAGAAGGCUGCAAGAAUUCGUAAAGAAGAUCAAAUCAUCUCUUGCUUUGCUGACAGCGAUGUGGCAAUGAAUCCACUCACUGACCUUUGGGUCGACGCCAUCAAACACUCCACUUGUAGAAGAUAGUAUCACAAUGCUAACUCUGAGCGAGUCGAUUUUUCAGCCACAUCUUGAAAGUGUUUCGUGUAUUUGGGCUUCAAUCAGUCUAUCAAAUUUGCAAAAGGUCGAAACGAGAGCACUCGUAUUGGGGGAGGACUCUAUACAAGAAUUUUCAGAACGAUUGAAUGAUUCUUGUAGAACUGAGGGCAUUCUGAGACCUGCUACAUUCAUUGUUACGAGGCACGAACUUGGGUCACCACAAUCGUCCUUUCUGAUCCCUGGUGUCAAUUUUCCUUCGAAUGGGCCGCGGUAGUACAAAGACAGUACCAAAUUUUAAUUUACUGUUUCUCGCCAAGCCAAGCCCCAAUGCUGGUGAAAUUUGAAAUGUGACUUCUUUCAACUUAUACCUAAUCGAUAUUUUCAAGACAAGAUAACUGACUAAACUGUGAUCCGACAAAAUAAAAGUACGCAGCUGAACGCCUGUGCAGAGUU
Messenger RNA from Tigriopus californicus, 3238 nucleotides. Its product is annotated as SET domain-containing protein SmydA-8-like. The record is from RefSeq and is a predicted model, not a curated record. NCBI's taxonomy places the organism in Eukaryota, Metazoa, Arthropoda, Copepoda, Harpacticoida, Harpacticidae. The transcript is spliced from 2 exons. Bases 810 to 2258 code for a protein of 482 amino acids. Gene Ontology annotation, molecular function: protein binding.